AUGCCUGGCGCCACUACAGGCCAAAAGCUGGACCUUUCCAAGCUCACAGAUGACGAGGCCAAACAUGUGUGGGAAGUCGUCCAGCGGGAUUUUGACCUGAGGAAGAAAGAGGAAGACAGGCUUGGAGAUCUGAAGACCAAGAUUGAGAAGGAAGACACCAAAAGAGAGUUGUUGGGCAACCAGACCAGCCUGACUGAGUCUCACUGUAUUCGAUGUCUCGAGCCCUUUAAGUUCCUGGUCAACAGCAAGCGUCAAUGUCUGGACUGCCAGCUGUACAUCUGCAAGUCCUGCAGUCGCUACAACAAGAAGGAGCUCGGCUGGGUGUGUGAUCCAUGUCGCAUGGCCAGGGUCCUCAAGAUCGGCACUUUGGAGUGGUUCCAUGAAAACGUCCGUGCCCGUUUCAAGCGCUUCGGCAGUGCUAAGGUGAUGCGAUCACUGUUCAAAAGGCUGAGUGGAGAUCACGACUGCUCUCCGGAUGAUCUUGGAGCAGAUGGAUAUGAGGAGCACAGUAUUGAUGCCACAGAGUCACUACAACACUACCAAGGGAUGAAAAAGACCAAAAGGCGGUUAACUGUCGAUCCCUUUGAUUUGGAUCUGGACUACUCCAUCGACUCAAGAAGACAAUCCCAUCAGGCCCCAGGCUCCCACGACAUCACGGUCACGGAUGUAGCUGUGAGGGAGUCGAUGCUUGCUGAGGCUGACAUGGCCUUUGUUUUCCAACAGAUUUUGGACGAUCAAUGCAGAAGUCUGGAGUUCAAUACGGAUGUUGGACUUGACCUCAGCCGGAGGAUGGACCUUAGAUUGGCUCCGCAACAGGAUGACCUUGUGUACCCGGACAACCGAACUAUCCCAUCUCGCUCCAUCUCCCGACUCAGCUACUCUUCAUGUGGCAGCGGAAGUGCUGGAGGCGCCCGAGGAAGCAGCAUCUAUCUGCCCGGCCCUGAUUACUCGGAGGAAGAGGACGUCCACAGCCAGCUCUACCCGUUCUACCAGUCUCAUCCUGGUGCUUACAGCCACACAUCCCAGGAGAGCCUGAACUCAGCCAACCCUCCACCACAGGUCACUGACUUGAACAGACGCAUGUCAGCCAUUGAGGCCCUCUUGAACCGCUUAGAACAGAAGGUCACCCCGACAUACGACCAGACUCCAGACAGCGCCUCUCCUCUUCCUCAGUGGGAGGAAGUGGACCUAGAGGAGCAGCAGCUAAGACAGAAGCUGCACGAGAUGACGGACAACAUCAGCGACCACAGCCUCUCUGAUGAGGAAGAAUCAGAGAAGGUAAACAUGCCAGUAAAAUCCCAGGAGAUCCAAGCAUGGAGGAGUCCAGAGAGAGAAGCCAAGCCUUCUAGGAUACCUUCCAGACCCACAUCCAGAACAAGUAUCGUGCUCUCCCGAGUCGGGGAGAGGCAGCCUGAGCAGACUCUCUCUCUGAAGACAAACUAUUCAACAAACAGCCUGGAUAGGAGGCGGCCCCCCCGGGAGGAGGGAAUGAAGUCAAGCAUCAAAGGCUCAACAGCCUUACUUGUUGAGCUGUCGGACAAGGUAGCCCAAGCAGCUGCUGAUGUCCAGAAUGCCCAGAGUGAGGUCUCUUACAUCGAGGAUAGGAUUGCUGCUCUGAACGCUGCUGGUAUGCCAACGGAUAAAAAGAGAAGGUCUGCAAUCCCGGUCCAAGCAAGAAGGCCUUCCCACAACUUUCCCACAAGCCAGGUGGACAGGUUUGAGAGGAACUCCCUCUACAGGGGCUCCCUGACACAGAGGAACCCAGUGGCCAAGCCCAAGACCACGGCCCCCUGUGCGAAGCCAGUAAUGACGCAGGGUUCAUGA
Messenger RNA from Scomber scombrus (Atlantic mackerel), 1824 nucleotides. It is a transcript of the gene mlphb, whose product is annotated as melanophilin b. The transcript is spliced from 14 exons. Gene Ontology annotation, molecular function: small GTPase binding; actin binding; myosin binding. NCBI's taxonomy places the organism in Eukaryota, Metazoa, Chordata, Actinopteri, Scombriformes, Scombridae. Bases 1 to 1824 code for a protein of 607 amino acids. Gene Ontology annotation, biological process: intracellular protein transport. The record is from RefSeq and is a predicted model, not a curated record. Gene Ontology annotation, cellular component: cortical actin cytoskeleton.